Molecule: messenger RNA, 695 nt
Organism: Solanum tuberosum (potato)
Lineage: Eukaryota; Viridiplantae; Streptophyta; Magnoliopsida; Solanales; Solanaceae
Product: NAC domain-containing protein 90-like
Exons: 4
Coding region: 12-695 (227 amino acids)
Biological process (GO): regulation of DNA-templated transcription
Molecular function (GO): DNA binding
Source: RefSeq, a predicted model, not a curated record
UAUUGGAAAAAAUGGAGAAUAAUAUGUAUGAUAAUAAUAAUAAUAAUGUGUUACCACCAGGAUAUAGAUUUUAUCCAACAGAAGAAGAAUUGGUGGAAUUUUAUUUAAGAAAUAAGCUUGAUGGAAAAAGAGAUGAUAUUCAACGUGUUAUACCAGUUGUUAAUAUUUAUCAUCAUAAUCCAUCUGAACUUCCAGAAAUGGCAGGAGAAGUGAUUAAACAUGACACUGAGCAAUGGUUUUUCUUCAUUCCAAUUCAAGAUAGGGAAGCAAGAGGAGGAAGACCUACUAGACUUACCACACAAGGAUAUUGGAAAGCUACUGGUACUCCUGGUUUUGUAUAUUCAUCAAACAAUAAUAGAAUUAUUGGAGGCAAAAGAACAAUGGUUUUCUAUAAAGGAAGAGCUCCAAAUGGGAAUAAAACACAAUGGAAGAUGAAUGAGUAUAAAGCUAGUACUCAUGGAGAACCUUCACUAACCAAUAAUCAUAUCACAAAUUUAAAGUUACAACAUGAAUUCAGCUUGUGCAGAGUUUACAAGAAAUCAAAAUGUGUUAGGGCAUUUGAUAGAAGGCCAGCUGGUUCUGGAUUAUUAUUACCCCCUAAUCAACCACUAAUUAAUAAUAAUAAUAAUAUUAAUAAAGCUCUUGCUUUGAUUACAUUUUUUCAGUCAAGAAUUUACCCGAAACAAUAUUUUUAG